UGGUGCCGUUUUUUCUAAUGUGAAGAUCCACAAAAAGAAUUUACUUGAUUUUUAUUUUUGAACUUGCAAUUAUUUUUUUAAUAAAACAAAAAUGGCUGUGGGCACGGCUGUUCCAUUCUGUAUGGGGUCAGUUUUAUAAAGGGAUUCCUCCUGCAUCUUUUAAAAAUUUUAGACUGACAAAAAUCCCUUGGGUUUUACAUUUUGGUUUGAUGGUUGAAAACAGCCAUGCGUCACAAAUGAUCCUAAGUAUUUAAAUGCUGUUGGUCACUUUUAAGCCCUUGUGUGUGGAAAUUGUUUAUUUUUGUACACUUUUUAAAAAUUUGGAAGCAAAAACAGAGAAAAAAACCAACCCAAGAAGAAAACAAUCUUCUUGUCCCCAAAGAUUCUGGAUCUGAAAUGUGAAAGGUGGGACCACAUGGUGCAAAGCAGUGAUAGCAAUAAAAGAGUCUUUCAAGACAAUACCCAAGAAAGAGGUCAAUUCAUCUCAAGGGCUGACAGAACAGUCCCAGAAAAUGUAGUGAUAACCAUAAAUUCUUUAUUGAGAUGUAAAGCUACAUUGCAUGUUGUCUAAGAAUGCAGGACUUUGAUCAUUCCCCCCACUGAGCCUGAAAGAAUGGGCUUAUGGCAUCAAGAAACUGGCCCCAUCUCUUUACUGGACCACCCUCUGUGCCUCUUGCAGAGCCAUGAUCCUUCUUCCCCAAGACCCUGUUUGGAUCCUGGAAUCCUCAAAAGAACUGCCUUCCUCCUCCACCUCAUUCAUUCCCCAGCUUUAGCAACAAUCCUAUCUAGGAAUGGAAAAAUACCAGCCUUUCCCUGUACACAAUGACCAUAUGGCAAGGAGCUGCUUUGAACUGCCACUAGCACAUUUGGACUGUGGAAGAACCCCUCAUGACACUCCCUUAGACUCCAGGAGAGUGUUUUUCCCCUUCCUUGUCUCAUGAUCGAUGGCACAUGUUCACACUGUUGUGUGAUGAAAUAAGAUCACUGCCUCAUCUCAGCGACUGAGCUACUCAGAAUAAAAACCUUGUUACAGCUUAUUUUGGGGAGGGGGAUGUAUGACUCCCUUCACUGCCUGUUGAAAUAUGAAUCCUUUCAGCCAGAUGAGAAGCGGCACAAUAGAGAACCAGCGGACCUUCAUUUGGUCAUAGGUCUCUCCGCUUUCAUGGAGCAUCAUAAAAUCUCUGCUGGUCUAUGAGCCCCUUGAGGGAGCGGAACUGACUGGAUGGAAAAUAAACCUGGCUCAGAGGGAGAUCUCCUCGAUUCAUUACUUUGUGUGUUGACAACCUGGUUUGGAGCAGUUGUUACCUUUGAGGUCUUGGCAUUGAGAAGAUGUUUGCAAAACUAAAGAAGAAGAUUGCAGAAGAAGCGGCUACUGCUCCCCGAGGGGUGUCCAGAAUGCCCAGAUCGGUCAGCAAGGAGUCCAUCACAUCCAUGGGAGCAGAUUCUGGGGAUGACUUUCCCUCUGAUGGAAGCAGCUCCAGAGAAGACCUCUCAUCUCAGUUGUUCCGAAGGAAUGAACAAAUACGGAAGCUAGAAGUCAAGCUGUCUGAUUAUGCUGAACAGGUCCGAAACUUGCAGAAGAUUAAAGAGAAGCUUGAGAAUGCUUUAGAGACCCAUCAAGAUUCCUUUGUGAAGAAACUCCAGGAGCAGAAUGAAGCUCAUCAGGCUAGCACUGCCAAGAUGGCAGAAGGAAUGGCCUUGGCACUGGAGAAAAAAGACCAGGAAUGGAAAGAGAAGCUUUCUCAUCUUGAAAAGGAGAAGAAGCUCCUUUCAGCACAGUUGCAAGAUAUGAGAGAGCAGAGUUUGAACCUGUUCCAGAAGAGGGAUGAAAUUGAUGAGCUGGAAGGUUUUCAGCAGCAGGAGCUGGCUAAAGUUAAGCACAUGCUUUUGAAGAAAGAAGAGUUGCUGGCCCAGAUGGAAGAAGAACUGGGCUCUGCUACACAAGAGGUGGCAUGUGUCCAAGAGGAGCUGCAGGUCUCCCGUGCAUUGUCCACACGCCUGGCUGCAGAGCUGCAGGAGCUACAGCAGCAGCAUGCGGACCUGCAGGCAGAGAGAGCUGAGCUUGAAGAUGCAGAGAGGAGUGCAGAAAGCAAGAUCACCAUGCUAGAGCAGCGAGGCCAUGAGCUCCAAGCCUAUGUUCAACGGCUAUCAGUAGAUCUACAAAAUGCUCAGGUUGCUGCCUCUUGUUGUGAAAAGAGACUGGAAACCUUACAGGGAGAGCAUGACUCUUUGAAGCUGGAGUAUGAACAGCACAAGCAAAAGAUGAUUAUUGAAGUGGAGGAGAAAAGCCAGCUAGUUGGCCACUUGCAAGAGAAAGUGACCAUGCUGGAGAAGCGAUUUGAAGGGAACCUCUCUGGUGAUGAGCAUAUUCGGGACCUGCUCAAAGAGAAAUGUGCUCUGGAACAGCGGCUGGAGGAGGCCAGGCAGCAGCUCUUGGCCACACGGACAAGUCACACGGAGAACAUGAGCCUUCUAGAGACGCAGAUCAACAAACUGAACGGCAAAUUGGCUGAAGGACAGGCAUGUCUGAGCGAGAGAGAGGAGCUUGUGCGCAGUCUCCAGGAAAGCACUUUGCAGCAGCAGAAGGAUCUUGAACAAGCUCUCCGGCUUGCCAGUGAAGCAGCAGCAAAAAGCAAAGAGGACAUAGAAGAGAGAGAGCUACAGAUUCAAAAGCUGCAAGCGGACCUGGAGCUGGAGAGAAUCAAAUCAGAGGAAGGCCUCUCUGCUGCACAGCACCACUACGCAGUGCAAAUGGGAAAGCUGGAGGAGCAGGCUGCAGCCCUUGAAGCUGCACAGGAGUCUGAAAGGGUGGCUUCCCAGUGCAAGAUUAGCCAAUUGGAGAAAGAAAAUGAAGAACUUAAAAUAAGAUGCAAAGACAUGGAAAACUCAUUAACGCUGCAAGAGUCGGAACUUGAAAGACUAAAGGCUGAAUUAAGAAGUCAUGCUGAAAUUGCCCAAACUCAGGAGGAGACACAAAAGCAAAGGGAAGAGCUACUGCAGCGGCAGGUUGCAGACUUGACAUCAUUAUUAAAGGAGAAAGACCUAUUGAUCGUUGAAAAAACAGACACACUUUUGAAAGAGGAGGAAGAGCUGAAGCACUUAAGGCAAGGCCAUGAUGCACUUGUGCAGCAGAUCCAACAGUUGCAAUCCAGCCUCAAGCUGUGCCAGCAGCAGGCUGCUGAGCAAGAAGCUGAGGCAGAAAUGCAGAGGAAUGCAUUGCAAGCCCAGCUGCGGGAACAGCAGGAGCGCCUGGCAGCCAGCGAAAAACAAGCUGCUACACUCGUAUCAGCAGCCCUGAAAAAACACUUGCACCCCUCUGAAGAUGGAGAAGCUGCUACCAAUGGGGAGGUGUCUGCUACAGAUGUAGUCCAGCUCCAGAAGGAGAACAGAGAUCUGGAGCAGCAAAUUGCAGAGAAGAACAAGAUGAUAAAGCAGCUACAACAGAGAAUGACAGAACUAAAGAAGACCUUGCAGAAAGAACUGAAAAUCAGGCCUGAUGGCGAGGUCCCUGAAGCACCCACUGCUGCCUUGACUGUGACAAACAAUGCAGACCUAAAUGACUCCCGAGAGAUAAACUUUGAGUACCUUAAGCACGUGGUGCUAAAAUUUAUGUCCUGCAGGGAAUCUGAGGCAUUUCAUUUAAUCAAAGCCGUAUCUAUGUUGCUCAACUUCUCUCAAGAGGAGGAAAACAUGCUCAAGGAAACACUGGAGUACAAGAUGUCCUGGUUUGGGUCAAAGCCACCUCCCAGGGGUAGUAUCCGACCUUCUAUCUCAAGUCCAAGGACGCCUUGGUUGUAAAAGACCCUGAGGAUGUGCUGCUUUGCCUGCCUCAAGUUGCUUUUUUUUUCCUGUGAGAAGGAUGCUGCAUCCACUGAGGUCUUACUUGCUCUCACCGCAGUAUUUUGUACAAGAACUUUGGGGGGAGAACAUGUUUACAAAGCUGUACUGGAAAACCAAUGUUCUUUGCUGUAACUGGCGACACCUUUGGGAAUCACAUCCAUCAGGGUGGGCCAUGUGGUGGCAGUAAUUGGUAGCACGGACUACCCCAACAAUGUACCGGAAGCAACCAGUGGGUCUUGUGUUUGCAUCCUUCCCAACUUCCCCUAGGAAUGGGAAGUUAUUUGGUCUUCUCAGACUUAACACCUCCCUUGCUUAUGAACAUGACUUUCCUAUGACUGCAGUGUCUGGUGCGUUCAACCUCUCUGGAACGGGCAUCCUAGGCCACCGGCUGGAGAGCACAACUUUUUAAGAGCUGGCCAGCUUUAUUUUUCUUACAGAAAAAUAAUUUUAAAUCGUCGUUAUGACAAUACUCUUGCCUUUUAAACUGGUGUAUUAAAUGUGUAGCAAUGUACAGACUGGGAAGUGGAUGGCAGCCACUCAUUUUAAAAGCGGGAACAGAGAGCUUAGUAUUAAGACAAGGCACCAAAACCUGACUCCUUGACAGAAUUGCUAUUAAAGCAGGUCUGCUUAUCUGGAACUGUAUUCACACUGGAGGGAGUAGGAAGGGCUAGUGACCCAGUGAUGUGCACCAGCCUCUGAAAACAUAUCCUAGAAUAGGUUUCACCCACAACUGGCUCAAGAAGCAUUGGUCCUGUGUUAUUACUCUUUAAUUGAUGGACUGGGUCACACAAUUGCAGUUAACUUUUAACCAGUUUGGGCAUGUACUUGGUCUACAACUCCCAGCAUGAAAGCUGUCUGAUGAGGUUCUGGAAGUUGUAGACAAGAAGUAACUUUUUCUAACUCUGUGUUGCUGUUUGAGGGCUAUUGUAUUCAGCUGGACUUAUUCCAAGAAACUGCUGUUGAUUUUUUUCCUUUAUUGAGUAACCAAAAACAACACACUACGCCCUUAGUUUACAAACUGCAGGGUUGUUAUUUUUUUAAUAACCUAACCAGUGUAUUUAGUGAUGCUACAUACUGUACAGGAACACCAACCGUGUAAUGCAGCAGGUUGCAGUUCCGGUUAUUACUGCAUGUUGCAAAGCAACAGUAUUUUGAGCAACGUCUUACCAAGGAAAAUUCAAUGAGGGGAUUGCAUUUUUCUUUAUCAAGAGCAUGGAGUAAAAUUUGUAGCAAUUGGGUCUCCUGAUACUGCUCAAGAACCACUGUCAUGGUAUUGCAUAGAAACCCUCAUGGACAGACUGUAGUAGCCUUAGUGCUGAAUUCUUGUGAGCUUUCAAGAGCAAGAAUGAGGUGUGUAUAUUUAUUCAUAGCAGCAACUAAUGCACUUUUUCUUCUUGUACAAAGGAAACACAAACCACCUACGGCGUAUGUAUAUAGCAAAAAGGCAUUUAGGGACACUUGGCUAGCCGACUCAUUCAGUGUACAUAUGGAUUAUAUUAUGUAAUGGCUUCUAGAAACCUAAUUUGUGGUGCAAUACAUUUUUGAUUAAACCGUGAGGCUCACUUAUUUAUCUUC
Messenger RNA from Sceloporus undulatus (fence lizard), 5415 nucleotides. RefSeq names its product golgin A1 (gene GOLGA1). The transcript is spliced from 24 exons. The coding region runs from base 1330 to 3798 and encodes 822 amino acids. Gene Ontology annotation, cellular component: Golgi apparatus. The record is from RefSeq and is a predicted model, not a curated record. NCBI's taxonomy places the organism in Eukaryota, Metazoa, Chordata, Lepidosauria, Squamata, Phrynosomatidae.